AUGGUGCGACUCGCGACAUUCCAGCUUCCGAAUUGGAUCGAAGGCAACAAAGACAAUGCUCAGUAUGUCCUCGGUGGGAGUGCCGCUCCAAGCAUAUCCCUAGACGACUUGGUCUCUCUGUCCAGCAACCCUGAGGCCACCGAGCGCGCGCUGCAAUUCCGGUCCAUGAAGAUGAAUAAUGGUUCACCGCAGGGCACGCCAGAGCUGCGCGGGCGGAUCGCGAGUCUAUACAACGAGACCAUCCGGCCCGAGCACGUCAUCACCGCGACGGGCACCACAGGUGCGAACCUGACCGUCUUGCAGAGCCUGCUGCAGGCCGGCGACCACGCCAUCUGCCAGUAUCCCACGUACCCGCAACUGCUCGGCCUGCCCGAGAGCUUUCCGUGCGACCUCUCCUACUGGCGAUUAGAUCCGGACAAUGGGUGGCAGCCCAGCAUCGCCGAGCUGCGCAAGUUGAUCAAUCCAUCGACUAAGAUGAUCAUCCUAAACAAUCCGAGCAAUCCCACGGGGGUACACCUGGACGGGAAGCUCCAAAGGGAAAUCCUUGAGGUUGCACGCGAACACAACAUCAUCGUGUUCGCGGACGAGAUCUUUCGGCCGCUGUUCCACAGCCCAGCGGCCACGACCACGCCGUCCCUGGUUGAAAAUACAUAUAGCAGGGUCGUGGUGACCAGCUCGAUGAGCAAAGUGUGGGGAAUGUCCGGCGUGCGGAUCGGCUGGAUGGUGUCGCGCGACCGCGACAUCCUCGCCCUGCUGCUCAACACGCGCCAGUACACUGUCAUGUCGACCGGCCUGAUCGACGAGGUCGUCGCCACGGAGGCGUUGGGCCCUCGGUGUCGCCCGCAGAUUUUGAAGAGACACCUCGAAUACGCACAGCGAAACUUGGCCGUACUGGACGCGUUCGUUAGGAAGAACAGCGACAUGGUCUCCUGGGUGCGGCCGACGGCGGGAGCGAUUGCUUUCGUCAGAUUCUCCUCUCCGGAUGGGCAAGUGGUGGAUGACGUGGAAUUCUGCGAGCAGCUCCUCAAGGAGGAGGGCGUGCUCAUCAGCCCCGGCAGUUUGUGCUUCAGCACGGAAAAGCAGAGUGAUUUCUGCGGUUAUGUGCGCAUGCACUUCACGCUCACGCCGGAGUAUUUGGACAAGGCCCUCGAGAUAGUCGAUGCGUUCCUGGCCAAAAGGCGGAAGGCAUUUGCCCCGGCGCCUCGCUUAUAG
This is a messenger RNA of Fonsecaea erecta, 1212 nucleotides long. RefSeq lists its product as hypothetical. Lineage: Eukaryota; Fungi; Ascomycota; Eurotiomycetes; Chaetothyriales; Herpotrichiellaceae. Gene Ontology annotation, molecular function: pyridoxal phosphate binding. The record is from RefSeq and is a predicted model, not a curated record. The transcript has 2 exons. Gene Ontology annotation, biological process: biosynthetic process. The coding region runs from base 1 to 1212 and encodes 403 amino acids.